ACCCCAGCCUUCCAGCUCACGCAUUGGAGACCGCCGUGACAGCCAAGGAGAAGGAGAGACAACGAAAGAGAGAGGGAAAACCCCAAGAAGAAUCACAACAACCGACGCCGGCAAGCAACGGCAGAGAAAGAGGGGCGGAGGGUUUGGACGGUGGGUCCCAUCCGCCCUUCAAUUAUUGCUCCCUGUUCUCCAUCCCACCCCUUCGACCCCUCUCUUGUUCUUUUCCUUCCCUUCCUUGCGCUUUUAUCAUUCCACCUCUUAAACUCUCUCUUCCCUUCUUCUCUUUGUCCUAUCUCUAUCACCUUCCAAUUCCAAUUCCGGAAGAAAAUAAGGAGAGUGCGAAGGAGCAGCAUGCCGAUCGUUUUAUUCCUCUGCCUCUCUCUGUCUUCGUUGCUUUCAUCGGCUUCGGCGUCGGAGCCGGCGGCGGGGGGUGCGAUGAGCGCCUACGAGGUGCUGAAAUCGCACGGAUUGCCGAUGGGGCUGCUGCCGAAAGGGAUACAAGACUUCCGGGUGGACGGCGAGGGGCGGUUCGAGGUCCGGCUCGAGGCGGCGUGCACGGCCAGGUUCGAGAGCCAGAGCGAGGUCCGGUUCAACUCCACCGUCUCCGGCACGCUGUCCUACGGACAGAUCGCUCCACUCUCUGGCGUCGCCGCCCAGGAACUCUUCCUCUGGUUCCCCGUCCGCGGCAUCCGCGUAGACAUCCCCAGCUCCGGCCUCAUCUACUUCGACGUCGGCGUCAUCUACAAGCGCUUCUCCCUCUCCCUCUUCGAGACCCCGCCCGAUUGCAUCCCUCUUUCCUCCUUCUCGGAAGCCCUCGGCGAGGGCUCCCGCAUCGCCCGUCUCGUCUCCAAGAGUCAGUUGGGGGAGCUGCGUUACAACCUCGAUCAAAAGGGUGCUCGAGGGGUUGUUCUGUGAAUCGAACACCAUGGCCGAGAGAAUUACCCCUUGGUUUCAGACAAGUCUUGUGGCUUAGGCUUGGCUCGGCUUGGCUUCUACAAUGUGUGUGAUUGCAGUGUAGAAAUUCCCUUGGAUUUGCUCUAUCCUAGCAACAGAGGAAAUUUUGACUGAGUGAAGGAUUGAGUCGUCGCCACUGUGAGAAAAAUUGCGGUAGAUAUUCGAGAGGAUGUAGUAAAAGGAGUUGAGGGAGUUCCAUUCCAUCCAAAACAAAAACAAAAAAGCAAAAAAAAAAUCUGGUAAUGAAUGUUAUAUAUAGGUUGCAAGUUUUGAUUUUUGUUACCCACUAUCAUGAUCCUGUUAAAAAGGCUACAUAUAUGUAGUAGGGGAGUUGGGACGGACCUUGUUCUUCCCUGCUAUGUUGUGUUUGUUGUGUUAUGAGUGAGCAAUGCUUCAAGUCUCUGUGUAUAUGCCGGAAUCAUAUCUCUUUAUAUAUUCUCUAAACACUUGUUAGAUUGGAUGCAGCUAAUAUGUAUCUCUUGUUUGCAUGAU
This is a messenger RNA of Phoenix dactylifera (date palm), 1446 nucleotides long. RefSeq lists its product as uncharacterized. The record is from RefSeq and is a predicted model, not a curated record. Lineage: Eukaryota; Viridiplantae; Streptophyta; Magnoliopsida; Arecales; Arecaceae.